GUAAAAGAAUCCAAUGUGUACAGCAAGUGAUUUAGCCUUUCCAAGCUAUGCUUACUUCCACACACAUGGGGCAAGGAUACAAACUGUUGGAUGAGUUCUCUGCUUGUUACUGUAACAGGGCAUUCUAUGAUCUGCAAGUUAGGGGCACAAUCCAAGCCUCACAUGGUUAAACCUGGGAUCUCUGAAAGGUUUGCAGAAGAACUGUUUUGCAACCCAUCCUAGCUCUGCCUCCUGGGGAGAAGAGGGUGUUAGCCUUGAGGACAAGUUUUAGAGAACUGUCUUGUCUAAGCAAUUCCCCUCCACAGAUCUACCCCCAAGGAUGAUACUAAUGAGAAGACUCUGAUGACCCUUAUAAUUAGUAUGCCUGUGUUAAACAAGUGUUGGUUCUACAAAUAGGAAACCCACCUAUGUCUUGUUGCUAUGAUUGUCUGUCUAGCACUUUACCUGCACUCCCUGUUCCUGGUGGCAGUAGGACAGACCAUCCCAGAAGCAGAUUCUCCAAGUUCUGUCCCGGAUUCCGAGGGUGACCUUCUCUUCCUUCUGGAUAGUUCGGGAAGUGUCUCGUACCAUGAGUUUGCUAAAGUCAAGGAAUUUAUUGGGGAUCUUCUGGGUCCAUUUACCUUUGGUCCACAAGAUGUCCAGGCAAGCAUUGUACACAUCAGCACUGAACCAUCUCUGGAAUUUUCCUUUGACCAACAUGGUUCUAGCCAUGAGAUACAAAAAGCCAUACGGGACACCAAACAGCGUAUGGGUGAUACAAAUACAGGAAAAGCCAUUUCUUAUGUUAAGGAUAACCUCUCAGCUGGAACAUUUGGAUCUAGGGCUGAUGUUCCAAAAGUAAUGGUAUGGGUAACAGAUGGUCUGUCCACAGAUGACAUCUCUAAAUCUAUGCAAUUUCUCAAGGAUUUAGGUGUUACAGUUUUUAUUGUAAGCACUGGUGGGGGAAACUACUUGGAGUUAUCAGAAGCAGCGAGCCAACCGUCUGAGAAACACCUUCACUUUGUAGAUGUGGAUGACCUCCCUAUAAUUACUAAGGAGCUUCGGGACUCCAUCAUUGAUCUGAUCCAUUCGAAAAGGCUCCAUGCUUCUGAUAUAACCACUACGAGCUUUAGACUAACAUGGCCACGGUUGUUGAUGCAGAGAGAAGAAAGUUACACUUUGGAUUAUUCACUACAAUCUGACAAACGCUGGAGUGUACAGAAAAUUCUGACGGCAGAUCAGACUGGCGCAUUAGUGGACAACCUAACCCCUAAUACCACCUAUUGGAUUACACUCACUCCCGAAUCCAAUAUUCAGUAUUUCCACCCACAAACUAUAAAAGUUACCACUCUCCAUGAACCGAUCCAAGAAAUAUCACUGCAGGUGAACAAUGUAACAACUACCAGCUUUGAGCUGACCUGGCCAGGACUGCUGUCUCCUCUUAAAGAUGAAAAUUACCUUCUAGAGUAUUCUCUGGAAACUGACACAAGUAGAACUAUACAGAUGGUUUUGUCUGGAGACCAGACUAGCAUGGUACUGAGCAACUUAACCCCGAAUACCACGUAUCGGGUGAAACUUACUCCUAAAUCCAACUUCCGUUUAGUCCGACCACAAACGAUCCAAGUCUCCACUCUCCCAGAACCGAUCCAAGAAAUAUCAUUGCAGGUUCAUGAUGUAACAACUACCAGCUUUCGGCUGACCUGGCUAGGCCUGCAGUCUCGAGUUAAAAUACAGAGCUUCCUUUUGGAGUAUUCCCUGGCAUCUGACACAAGUAGAACCAUUAAGGAGAUUUUGCUUGGAGAUCAGACUAGUACGGUACUGGCGAAUUUAACUCCAAAUACAACAUAUCGGGUGACACUCAUUCCUAAAUCCAAUGUGCAUACAAUCCGGCCACAAACGAUACACGUCUCAACUGUGCCAGAACCAAUUCAAGAAAUAUCACUGCAGGUUCAUGAUAUAACAAGUACUAGCUUUCGGCUGAGCUGGCCAGGCUUGUUGUCUCAAGUCAAAGGAGCAAGUUACAUUUUGGAAUAUUCAGUGGAAUCUGAAAAUAGUAGGACUAAACAGGAUAUUUUGCCCGGAGAUCAGUCUAGCACAGUACUAAGCAACUUGACUCCGAACACCAGCUAUCGAGUGACACUCAUUCCUAAAUCCAACGUACGCAUAAUCCGGCCAAAAACGAUACGAGUCUCCACUCUCCCAGAACACAUUCAAGAAAUACCACUGCAGGUUCAUGACAUAACAACUACAAGCUUUCGACUAACAUGGCCACAGCUGUUUUCGUCUUCAAUUAAUGAAGAGUUUUACCUAUUGGAAUAUGCACCGGAAUCUGACAUAUGGAGGACUAUACGGAAGAGUUUAUCUGGAGAUCAGACUAGUGUGGAACUGGGGGAUUUAAACCCAAAUACCAUCUACCGGGUCACACUUACACCUAAAUCCAGCAUCAUCAAUAUCCGACCCAAAACAAUACUGGUCUCCACUCUCACUGAACGGUCCCAAGCAUUACAAAUAAAGGUUCAUGACUUGACAUCUAGAAGCUUUCGGCUAACCUGGCCACGGGUGUUGGACCGAGUUGGAGAAGAAAGUUACCAAUUGAAGUAUACCUUAGUAUCCGAUGUACAGAGGAGCACACAGAGACUUCUACCUGCAGAUCAGACAAGUUUUGUACUGGGGAAUUUGGUCCCUAAUGCCACCUACCAAGUGACACUAACACCUGAAUCCAAUGUUAAGUUUAUACAACCACAAACUAUACGGGUCUCCACUCUGCCUGAGCCGAUCCAAAGUUUACAGCUUCGGGCUUUAGACAUAACCCCUACAAGCUUUCGUAUAACAUGGCCACGGAUGUUGAAUCAACAAGAAGACCGGUACCUUUUGGAGUAUUCCCUGGAAUCUGACUUACGCAGGAGUGUUCGGAAAAGUUUGCCUGGAAGUCAAACUGAAGUGUUGCUGGGGAACUUAAUGCCCAAUACCAACUAUAAAGUUACCCUUACCCCUGAAUCAAAUGUCCAGAUAAUCCAACCACAAACUAUACAGGUCUCCACUCGUCCUGAAAGGUACGCCCCAUUACAGAUUUUAAUAUCUGAACCUACUUCGAACAGUUUCCGGGUUAGUUGGGGUCCUCUCCUUGACGGUGUUGCCAGCUAUGAAAUCCAGUAUGGCCCUCUUCCCAGCAAUACGGUGUACAAAGUUGAAUUGGACAGUAACACAAACAGCACCGUACUGGAAAACCUAAAAACCAACACUACGUAUUUGGUGACGGUAGCUGCCAGAUUUAAAGAUGGAGCUGAGAAAGCAUUGUCAGCCAUUGCUUGCACGGAAGAGAAAGAUGUUAAAGUGCGCUACCUGCAUUUGGAGGAUCUGGGAUCUGAUCGCUUGAAGGCUACUUGGGGCUCGGCAGAUGGUGAUGUGCAGGGAUAUCGUGUGAGAUGCCGGCGGCAAGCAGGGAAUUCUGCUGUGGUUAACGUGGCUCCUCAGACCCACAGUACGGUUUUCACUGACAUUACAGCAGGGUCUAUCAACAAGAUUUGUGUCAAGCCCUUUUAUAAAGACAGAGCAGGAAAAAACCUAUGCAGGACUGUUCAUAUACAUCCAGUAACUCCCGCAGAAGGCUACCCAAUGUUGCGGACGUAGUAACGUGCAUGUGAGAGAAAUGCAGCAUUUUUAUCCCGCAAGUCUGAGACUCAAAAGACGAGCAAGCGACCACGAGAAUCUAUAUAGGAUAAGAAGUGUCUCCUAUAUUGGUAUUACUUGAAAGUAAUAGGAUCAAAAGCAUCAAUUUGUUGGAGCAAGAUGUGUGCAAGCAUUGUCUCUGAACAUUUAGGUUUGAUAUUCAUGACGGCAAGGACCCAAUUGGUUAUCGUACGUUUCAAACCAUGGUUAAUAAACCAUACAUUUUCAGUAACCACUAUCCCUCUUCACCAUCUAGUUAGUGCUUGAAACUGACAAUGCUAAGUCUCUUAUACAGGGCAGAGAUAGAAUCAGAGAACGUAUGCUUAAACCUCAGUCUGUGAUGUUCUUCCAAAAACAUAUGGUCAAAGAAUGCUGUCUCAGCAACAUUAAAGUAUUUGUUUCCACGGAGAUGGGAAUAUUGACACACAAGGAGACUAUCUGUUACAAAUGAAAAAUCUAAAAUGUCACCCUCCAUUCUGCACCCAUAAUUGUCACAAUUAUUUAAAAUACAUGUUAUUAAAUAUAUUAUGUUUAA
This is a messenger RNA of Pelobates fuscus (common spadefoot toad), 4183 nucleotides long. RefSeq names its product von Willebrand factor A domain containing 1 (gene VWA1). The record is from RefSeq and is a predicted model, not a curated record. Gene Ontology annotation, molecular function: protein binding. The transcript is spliced from 12 exons. The coding region runs from base 421 to 3609 and encodes 1062 amino acids. NCBI's taxonomy places the organism in Eukaryota, Metazoa, Chordata, Amphibia, Anura, Pelobatidae.